Molecule: messenger RNA, 1559 nt
Organism: Drosophila willistoni
Lineage: Eukaryota; Metazoa; Arthropoda; Insecta; Diptera; Drosophilidae
Product: fumarate hydratase, mitochondrial
Exons: 3
Coding region: 178-1545 (455 amino acids)
Biological process (GO): malate metabolic process; fumarate metabolic process; tricarboxylic acid cycle
Cellular component (GO): mitochondrion; tricarboxylic acid cycle heteromeric enzyme complex
Molecular function (GO): fumarate hydratase activity
Source: RefSeq, a predicted model, not a curated record
AUUUUUCAUAUACAUUAGCUCAUUCGGAAACAUUUUUUCACUCGUAUACGUAUUCACUACAUAUUCUACACAUGAAAAACAAUUUGAAUAACCAAACGUAUAUUAUAUAUUUUAUAAAAGUAGUCAAAAUUUUACAAGGACGACACGAAAUAGAAUUAUUUGAAAUUUGUCAACUAAAUGGAAAACCACAGAAGAAAACUGGAAAGAGAUGCAUUGGGAUCCUUGGAGGUGCCAAAUGAUCGUUAUUUUGGUGCUCAGACAAUGCGCAGUUCGUUGCAGUAUCAUAUUGGUGGCCAGGAGGAACGGGUACCCAGAGCCGUUAUCCAAGCUAUGGGUAUCGUGAAGAAAGCCGCAGCCGAAGUUAGCCAAGAAUUUGGCUUAGAUCCAGAAAUCAGUUCAUCCAUCGCAAAAGCAGCCGAUGAAGUAAUAACGGGCCAACUAUACGAUGAGGGACACUUUCCAUUGCACAUUUGGCAAAGUGGUUCCGGAGCCCAGACCAAUAUGAACGUCAACGAGGUAAUUAGCGCUAGAGCAAAUGAAAUAAUGGGUGGCACUCAGGAUCCUGUGCAUCUCUAUGACCAUGUGAACAAUUUGCAUAGUUCGAAUGAUACAUAUCCGACGGCCAUACAUAUUGCAGUCGGCAUAGAGUUGACGCAUCGUUUAAAGCCCGCUCUAACGUUGCUUCAUGAUUCAGUGAAGGCAAAGUCAACUGGAUGUAAUAAAAUAAUCAUGAUGGGACACAUCAAAACUACCAAGGAUGCUGGGCCGACGACUUUAAGCCAGAACUUCAGUGACUAUGCCCAUCAAUUGAGCAAUUGUCUGGAGCGUUUGGAGGCCGUGUUGCCACGUGUUUGGCAAUUGAGAAUGGGUGAAACUACCGCCGGUACAGGACAUUCAAUCCGUAAGGGUUUCGCAGGGAAAUGCAUUGAACGCAUUGCCCAAAUAACCUCGUUGCCCUUUGCCAAGACAGCGAAUUUCAUGGAGUCAUUGGGUGCACGUGAUGCCAUGGUCGAGGUGCAUGGAGCAUUGAAUACCAUUGCCGCCAGCAUUAUGAAGAUAGCCAAUGGUGUACGGUUCUUGUGCUUGGACCCACGUAAUGGUCUUAGUGAGACCGAAGGCGGUAGCCCAGGGAAUCUGAGUCAUUGCGAGGUGCUCACUAUGAUUUGUGUCCAGGUAAUGGGCAAUCAUGUGGCCGUCACCAUUGGCGGAAACAAUGGACAUUUCGAGCUAAAUGCUUUCAAGCCGUUGGUGGCGUCAAAUGUUUUACGUUCGAUAAAGUUACUUACUGAUGGUUGCAUUAGUUUCAACGACAAUUGCCUCAGGGCCAUUAACGACAAUAAGGAGAAUGUUGCUAAAAUGAUGGGUGAUUCUUUAAUGUUGGCUUCUACUCUAGAGCCUCAUGUAGGCUUUGAGCGGGCCUGUCAAUUAGCUGCAUCAGCCUUGAUGAAUGGUACUACCCUGAAGGAUGAGUGUCUUAGGAUAGGAAUUUCAGAGACUCAAAUCAACGAUUGGUUGUGUUCAGAUGAGACGCCAAGUCUCCAUUAAAUUGUUCUGUUUUA